Diachasmimorpha longicaudata is the source of this 1460-nucleotide messenger RNA. RefSeq lists its product as uncharacterized. NCBI's taxonomy places the organism in Eukaryota, Metazoa, Arthropoda, Insecta, Hymenoptera, Braconidae. The coding region runs from base 192 to 1460 and encodes 422 amino acids. The record is from RefSeq and is a predicted model, not a curated record. The transcript has 7 exons.
CUUUGUUGAAUGGACCCGAUUUUUUCAUUAUUUUUCAUCAGUCUCACAAGAUCAAAUUUUCGUGGAAAUGGCUCACAAAAAAUUUGAUUGAUUUUGAGUUUUGUUCAAGUCCACAAAAUUAUGUUCAGGGAAUUUUGAGGAGAGAGAGAGAGAGAUUUUGGAGUAUGAACUAACAUCUGUAAUCAGGUGAAAUGCAGCGUGUGUUGAGCAUGCAGACAGCUCGAGGUUUUGGCGACUCAACCGAAUUUGUGACAAAACGCAUGUGUUUUUCCUUUUUAUUCUCCAUUGGAUUUUUGUGCUUCCUCUGUGGAUUUUUGGUUGGGAGAUUUGCUGAUCAAAGGGCCGCAGACAUAAGAGCUGAAAGGGAACAAAAAACGGUGGCUGGCAAUGGCCUUGAGAGUAACGAGGAACUACUCCAAGGGAUCCUUCAGGAGCUGGAGGCGAAAGGGUUCAAUGAAUCCAGAGAUCUCACGACGACCAUGAGAGGAGGUACAUUGAGGAGUGCACAAUCCAUGUUUUUAGGGUUGAAUUUUUUUUCAAAAUUACGGUUGAAUAACGGUUGUUUAACUGCGAGAAUUCAUGGAUCAUCCGAAGAAGAUCGAUACGUUGUUCUAACGACUGGAGGUGAUCAGAACAUUAAGAUUGUUCUCGAAAUAGUCGAGGAAUUACAUAAAUGGACGGCUGGUAACGAUUGGAAGCCACGCAGGAACCUAAUGUUCCUUUUAUACGAGCACUCCCUCAAUGACUGCCUCCAACUAUUUUCUGAUUAUGAAAAAUCAAAAAUUGUAGCUUUAUUAGCUAUUGACAAGACUCCAAUUACUGACAAUGGCUACUUUGUUGCAUCAGGAUCUGAUGUGGUUCAAACGACAGUUUUCGGUUCUUUUGAAAAUUACGCUGAAUCGAAAGCUUUUACGAGUACGUACCUGCCUCGGUUGAAGCUCAACAUCCCCCACUCGGCUAUUGCUUUUAUAAGCUCGACAAAUGACACCAACUCCAGAAAUCCUCAGGAGCAUCAACAGAAAAUUACUCGCUAUCAGAGAAAUCUUGCAAAAAUUGUAACAACAAGUCUGUGGAAUCUCUCACAGAUGAAUAUAUUUCAAUGGAAUCCGCGAAUAAUCGAGGACACAAUGAACAGAGUAUUUUCCAACUUGACAGCACCAGAUCUACGACCAUACAUUCAACAAAUAAAAGAAAAGUUGACCUCAAUUACUGAGUACGGACAGAUUCUAAAUGAUGAAAUCAGAGAAAUCGAUGGAGUAAAGUCUCUAGCAGUGCGAAUGACAAACGAUUUGCUGAAAGACGUGGAAAAAGCUCUCAUGUGCCCUGACGAUAAGUUUCAAUCACAAACUGACGUUGUAUUAAUUACCGAAUCACAGAAAAAUCAAGAAAUUGAACAAAUUCUUGAGAAAAUGCUCUCAUGUUUUGAUACAGUCAUUCAAAUAUUAAAGGGCAUGCCUUAA